This is a messenger RNA of Caenorhabditis elegans, 947 nucleotides long. The record is from the annotation of a RefSeq genome assembly. Lineage: Eukaryota; Metazoa; Nematoda; Chromadorea; Rhabditida; Rhabditidae.
AUGAAUCUCCUCGAACUUCACCAAAACUCCCCGUCCUUAUUAAAUCAAAUAAUUGCUAUUUCUUAUAUUGUUGUCACUAUUGUAUUUAUAGUUUGUGGUGUUUUACUUUUGCCUAUUUAUAUUUAUGUCAUUAAAAUUAAUAAAGCCAGAGAUCGGGAAAUUCACUUGUUUGCGAUGACGACUCAAUUUUACGGGAUGAUUGUGCAAAUGUAUUUCAUAGCAGCAAUAUUCGUUAUUUUCCAUUUAGUGCUCAAUUUCGAUGACGAAACAGUGGUUGGUGCAUCUAAAACACAUUCCUUCUCACAUUCCUUUUUGUAUACCAACUUUAUAUUACUACUCAAGUUUUCCAGCUUUUGCUAUUAAGAGUUGCUCUCGAGAGGUUUAUUAUCUACUUUUUCCCGGAGCUUGAAAAAUAUUUGAAAACCUUGGUGUUCAAAAGAAAGUGGAACAUAUAUUUGUUAGUAGCAAGUAAAGAAAUACUUUUACUGUAUUGGCAUUUCACAAGAAUUUAUCCUUACGAUCAUCUGCUUGUAGUUUGGUUUUCGAGACUCUCACUGAUAUGGUUUGCAAUCGUUCUUCUCGCCAGUUUUUGCUAUAUUCCUAUUUUAAUAAGAGCUACGCCAACACACAAGACUAAGCUUCAGAAGUAUUUGUGCUGGCUGACUUUGCAAGUUUUAUUUGUUAAACUGGCCUAUCUCCCGCUUCUCAUCCCAUACGCCGCUUCCAUUCAGGUCCUCGCCUGCAUUUUGAUUGGUGUAGACAUUUUCACCUUGCCAUUUAUUGUUGAAGUAUCAUAUUUAUUAUGUGAUAGGAGGAACAUGAGAGUAGCGAUAUCUCUGGUCAAACGCUUCCAAAUUGCUGUAGGAUAUUUAUGUGGUAGCCGAGGAGAAGCUACAGUACGCCCAGCAGAAAUCCAAAGAGGAAGAAUGAAUUCAAUAUUGCCGUAA